Messenger RNA from Durusdinium trenchii, 2745 nucleotides. NCBI's taxonomy places the organism in Eukaryota, Dinophyceae, Suessiales, Symbiodiniaceae. The record is from the annotation of a GenBank genome assembly.
AUGACAGAUGCCUUUUCAACAGCUUGGCUGGUGGAGGGUGCUGACGUGGAGCGAGAGUUAGAUGACAUCGGCAAUAUUUGGAUCCGCGGCAGAGUGUCGAAAACUGAUGGAAGGCAGUUGGCCGAUCUGGAGUAUUUUGAUGGAUCAACUGAGAUAGAUGUGCCCGCAUCAGAUCUCCGGCCACUGCUUCCAGUCUUCGUUCCCCCACCACGACGUCCAGCAGAGGUCACUGUUCUUAACAGAGCUUCAGCACGGUACAAACCAAACGACCAGCCCGAUCCACCUCAGCGAGAAAAUGCAUCCCUGCGACAGCGCAUCGCAGACCUUCGAGCAGAAGCUGGAUUGUUGGACCAGAGUGUGCAACAUUUGCGAGUGCGUCAGGAUCUGGGGCUUGCUGCACUGGAAUCUGCGAAUUCCAGUGUUGCUGAAGCUCGGUCUGGGCUGAAUCAGAGAAUGAGUUGUGCCAAUGAAUGUCUUUCAGAAAUAAUGGAAUUGGUGAACGAGAUCAAGGUCACCUUGGGUGAUGCUGCUUGCAGUGCUGGGUUUCGAGAUCUUGCUGUCCUAAACCCACAUGGAGAAGGUGCAAAGAUCGGAAAGAUCAAAGCUGAGAACCAUGAGGUCAUUGAGGCCUGGGUGCCCGUGGGAGCUUGCGAUGCACCCGGGACAACUGGCGCAGCUCAUACAGCUCGAUGUGCUAUUUCAUCAACCUUGCGCCUUAGUGGCUAUCCAUGGCCUAGUGUUUUGGAGACAACAGUGACCUGGGUUCGGCACCAUACCGCAAUUGGCUUUGCUCCAAUCAUUCUGUUCUUGGAUGAGCCUGAUUUAAGCAAAGAAGAGGCAUUGAUGAGCUUGAUCAACACAUUGGAGGCUGACAUGGGUCACGGCAUGGGGGAAUUAGUUCGCUUCGUUGGUUGCUCACAAAUGCAAGCCGCCUGGCGUGAGCAUGGACCUUUGUGGGAGGAAUUCGGUAGCCAAAGUGGCUCCGAAUUAUCAGCGAAUCUAGGCAAGGGAAUUGUUUUUACUUUACCACGAUUUGACUCGAGGAAGCAGAUCUUGAACUGUGCCACGGCUACUGAAUAUUGCCGAGCCAGUGGCUGUGCGGAGUGGCUCCUCUGCAACUUGGAUCUUGAUGAAGCCGUUUGCUUCAGCUCCCCAGGCGGCUCCUCAGGUGUGGCGGAACACUUCAGUGCUGUUGGGGACAUCUCCCAGAUUGUGUACAUAAAUCACGAGGCCAUUGUUGCAGAGGCCGACAAAAGUGGUGGAGCAACUUGGUUCGAGCACAUCCAGCACUUCAAAAUCUCUCCUGUCCUUAAGCUGCCAUUCAUGUGCCGAAGGUUUCCCAACCAUGAUGAGGAGCCACAGGUUCUCGACCAUCCCGAAGGGACUGGCGAAAAGACACUGCUAUUCUGGCAGAGGCACAACGCACGCUUGUCUGAGCAAUACAAUUUCAAGAAAAGAAGUGGUGGUAGCACUUGCUCCUACUUUGAUGGAUAUAUGCGAGGCAAAGUUGCUGUUCGUGUGAAUGCCCUCAACGAUGCUGUACCCAGAGUUCACCGCUGGCAUGGACUAGGACUGCAGACUGUGGUGUGUCACCCAGGUGCAGCCUCUAUAUUGCAUUACAUCAAUUGUGGUGGUUUGGAUUGGUUCGAAGCAAAAUACAAGGUUCGUGGCUCGGAAGAAGCCAACCGGCUAUGGUUUCACGUCCUUGCGCAAGAACGUGCCAAGAUUGGCAAAGAUGCCCUGAAAGAACUCUAUGAUGAUGUGCUGGCGAUUCCUGCUUCAGACUUGGAGUCACAAAUGGCCGAGGGUUUCGUUGUUCCACUCAACUUGGCUUCGGAAUUGAAGACGUUUGACAGUUUUUGGGGGUGGGCAGUCGUUGGACUAGGUGACGAACUUUGUGUUCACAUGCCUCUCCAAGUGCCUCCAGCUCCAGGUGCAGGUAUUGACAUGUCACUAGGGCAGCCAUUAUUUCAUGAUCUUUGUCCCGGUGAGUACAUUGAGCUGGACUUGCAUACAGAGAGUGCCGAAGUACCAGUGCUCUUCCUUCAAGUACCUCCCAACCAGCGUGGUUUCCUGGUGCUGGACAUUGCAACCACAGACAUUCUGAAUGAUGCUGGCAUUUUCUUGUGUAUUUCAUGCGACGACAACAAUCGACCAGAGUUCGUGGCCGUGUCCACCGCAAGUGAACAAUUCAGUGGAUGGCGCUGCCGUGUCCAAGCCCACAGAUGGCCAAGUUCAACGGUUGCCGUUUGGGUGGGCUGCACAGUCCUCGCAGUUGGUGGCCUUCCACUUCGUGAACAUCCUUUUGUAUCGUUUGAAGUUUUGUCGGAGUCGUAUGAAUCAUCCACACCUAAAUGCAGAGCUCAUCUCCGUUUUGAAGAUGAGCUGACUUUGCUGCCUUUGGAGCUUCAUGGAGUCUACGACAUUUUUCAUGCUGCAUACAAAGAUGUUGAUGGACAAGCCCUUGCUGAUGAGGCUGGGCAGGUCAGUUCCUUGGAGCUCACAUACGCGGAGGUGGAGUUUGCGCCUUUCUUCAACCUUUUGCAGAUGGUGGCGCAGCCUCAGCCAGGCGUAUCACAGACAGCGUUUGUGCUAGAGUGUGAGGGAGCUAUUCCUGGACAUGCUUUAUUGCACCUGCAUAUCCCCCCUUAUUGUCUUCUCUUUUUUCAGGAGAGUCGUUCUUGGACCUUGGCAGUGGCACUGGCCGCGCGCUGCUGGUUGCGGCCCUGUCAUUCCCGUUUUUAA